Molecule: messenger RNA, 6142 nt
Organism: Pogoniulus pusillus (Red-fronted tinkerbird)
Lineage: Eukaryota; Metazoa; Chordata; Aves; Piciformes; Lybiidae
Gene: RPS6KA3
Product: ribosomal protein S6 kinase A3
Exons: 22
Coding region: 179-2404 (741 amino acids)
Biological process (GO): intracellular signal transduction; peptidyl-serine phosphorylation
Molecular function (GO): ATP binding; protein serine/threonine kinase activity; magnesium ion binding
Source: RefSeq, a predicted model, not a curated record
UGAGGGAGGGACGGCCGCCCGGCGGCAGCGGACGGCAGUCGCCGCAGGAGCCGCUGCUAGAGCCAGUCGGGGUGUCCUGCGCCCGCCGGAGGUGCGCGUUGCCUGCCUCGCCGCCCCCGCCUCGCCGCCGGGGUGCGGGAAAGCGGAGCGCAGAGGCUGCGGGAGCCGAGCGGGGAAGAUGCCCCUGGCGCAGCUGGCGGACCCUUGGCAGAAGAUGGCUGUAGAGAACACAGCCGAGAGCAGCACUGAGAAUGGACAGCAAAUUGUUGAUGAACCUAUGGGAGAAGAUGAAAUCAACCCACAAAGUGAAGAAGGAAAUAUCAAAGAAAUUGCAAUAACUCACCAUGUAAAGGAAGGACAUGAGAAAGCAGACCCUUCACAGUUUGAACUUCUGAAAGUCCUAGGACAAGGAUCCUUUGGAAAGGUCUUCCUUGUCAAAAAAAUCUCAGGAUCAGAUGCUAGACAGCUUUAUGCAAUGAAGGUAUUGAAGAAGGCCACCUUGAAAGUUCGAGAUCGGGUUCGGACGAAAAUGGAGCGAGACAUCCUAGUAGAAGUCAACCAUCCUUUCAUUGUCAAGUUGCAUUAUGCUUUCCAGACAGAAGGGAAGCUCUAUCUCAUUCUGGAUUUUCUCAGGGGAGGAGACUUGUUUACGCGCUUAUCCAAAGAGGUGAUGUUCACAGAAGAUGAUGUCAAAUUUUACCUGGCAGAACUAGCACUUGCUUUAGAUCAUCUACAUAGUCUUGGAAUAAUAUACCGGGACCUAAAACCAGAAAACAUCCUGCUUGAUGAGGAAGGACAUAUCAAAUUGACAGACUUUGGCUUAAGUAAGGAAUCAAUUGACCAUGAAAAGAAAGCCUACUCUUUCUGUGGCACCGUGGAAUAUAUGGCUCCAGAAGUGGUGAACAGACGAGGCCAUACACAGAGUGCAGACUGGUGGUCUUUUGGUGUUUUAAUGUUUGAAAUGCUCACUGGUACUCUACCUUUCCAAGGGAAAGACAGAAAAGAAACCAUGACUAUGAUUCUCAAGGCCAAACUUGGAAUGCCUCAAUUCUUGAGUCCUGAAGCACAAAGUCUUCUGCGAAUGCUCUUCAAAAGGAACCCAGCAAACAGAUUAGGAGCAGGUCCAGAUGGGGUUGAAGAAAUUAAGAGGCAUGCAUUCUUCUCCAAAAUAGAUUGGAAUAAAUUGUACAGGAGAGAAAUCCACCCCCCUUUUAAACCUGCAACUGGCAGACCAGAAGACACGUUUUAUUUUGACCCUGAGUUUACAGCAAAGACUCCAAAAGAUUCACCUGGGAUCCCACCUAGUGCUAAUGCACAUCAGCUCUUUCGGGGGUUUAGUUUUGUAGCCAUUACAUCAGAUGAUGAAAGCCAAGCAAUGCAGACAGUUGGAGUGCACUCAAUUGUCCAGCAGUUGCACAGGAACAGCAUCCAGUUUACUGAUGGCUACGAAGUCAAGGAAGAUAUCGGAGUUGGAUCUUACUCCAUCUGCAAGAGGUGUAUUCAUAAAGCUUCCAACAUGGAAUAUGCUGUGAAGAUUAUUGACAAGAGUAAAAGAGAUCCAACAGAGGAGAUUGAAAUCUUACUGCGCUAUGGACAGCAUCCAAAUAUUAUUACCCUAAAAGAUGUGUAUGAUGAUGGCAAAUAUGUUUAUGUGGUAACAGAGCUUAUGAAAGGAGGAGAGCUGCUGGAUAAAAUCCUUAGGCAGAAGUUUUUCUCAGAAAGAGAAGCCAGUGCAGUUCUGUUCACAAUAACAAAAACAGUUGAAUAUCUUCAUGCACAAGGGGUUGUUCACAGAGACCUGAAGCCUAGCAACAUUCUUUAUGUGGAUGAGUCUGGCAAUCCAGAAUCCAUUAGGAUUUGUGAUUUUGGCUUUGCCAAACAACUGCGAGCGGAAAACGGUCUCCUGAUGACUCCAUGUUACACAGCAAAUUUUGUUGCACCAGAGGUUUUAAAGAGACAAGGUUAUGAUGCUGCAUGUGACAUUUGGAGCCUUGGUGUUCUGCUUUAUACCAUGCUUACUGGCUACACUCCCUUUGCAAAUGGUCCUGAUGACACUCCAGAAGAGAUUUUGGCCCGGAUAGGGAGCGGGAAGUUCUCUCUCAGCGGUGGUUAUUGGAACACUGUUUCAGAUACAGCUAAGGACCUCGUCUCCAAAAUGCUUCAUGUUGACCCACAUCAAAGACUGACUGCAGCCCAAGUUCUUAGUCACCCCUGGAUAGUUCACUGUGACCAGCUGCCACAAUACCAGCUCAACAGGCAGGAUGCUCCCCAUUUAGUCAAGGGUGCCAUGGCAGCGACUUACUCCGCUCUGAAUCGCAACCAGUCGCCGGUUCUGGAGCCGGUCGGUCGCUCCACUCUUGCUCAGAGGAGAGGCAUCAAAAAAAUCACCUCCACAGCCCUGUGAAGUGACCUCAACCAGACCCUUUGGUACCGUGGUUGUAAGAUGAUAGCACAAACCAUGGCGACAGGUAGCACAUAUCUGACAGAUACCUGCAAGCACAACUCUGUCCCAGCUGGUACCUAUGAUGCUGCUGCUUUCACCUAGUCUCGCUUUCAUCUCCCGACGGCAACCUCCUGAUCUUAGCGGAGCUUCAAACAGAGGGACGAGGGGAACCAUCCCAACCCCCUCCACCACUGAACACAGCAGAGCUGCCACCACCUCUGUCAGCAGAUACACUGAACCAAGCACUCUGCCCCACAAAGCAUUAUUUUUAUAAGGAGCAUUUUCUGUGUGUGUUGUUGUUGUUGUCCCCUAAAAUAUUCUCUGUUACAGGUAGAGAUGGACAGUUUCUGUUAAGCACUUAGCUUAAUCCAUCUGUUUAUAUCAGCACUAUAUCUACUUUGUGCCAUGGUUGGUUGGUUUGGGGUGGGGUUGGGGUUUUUUUUUGGUCUGGUUUUGUAAGCAGUUUCCCAAGCAGGACAUUUCUCUGCUGUUUUUCUUUGAUGUAUAACAUGCCUCGUUUGGCGUAGCUCUUAGUCCUGGAUGAUUCAGUCUGAUGCAAGAGCUCACCUGGCUUUAAAUCAGGAUUGUUGGACAGCUCUAAAAGAAGCCUGACUGUUAAACAGCUAUUGAAUGUAAUACUAUGACUAUGUUAUUUCUGCUUGCUGUGUCUCCUCUACAUGUCCAUGGUUGGUUUUUUUUCUGGGGGGGGGGGGAGGGGGCACUGCAUGUCACGUUAUGAAAAUCAGGAGACUGUUUCUAGCAGUCAGCAGUGGAUCUCUCCCCAGACAAUAGGGAGUACAACCCAGAGAGAAGAUCAUCUGCUCCUUAUUUCACUCCUGUCUUCUCUUCUCCCUUCCCCUAUUUUUGUGCUCUCCCAUCUAAGCUCUGGACUCAGGAAUCACUGCUAAAUGGAGGACAUUUUGAGAGUGUUUAUUGUUCUAAUCCAUUGUUGAUAUUUUUCUCCCUGUUCUGUGACUUUCUGUUCAAGCUGUUCGGUGGAUGUUGGCAUUACAAAAGAUAGGACACUGAGGAUCAAGCAAAACAUUUUGUCCACUUACUAAGCAGAAGCCUGCAGGAAGGAAAAUUAGGUUGAAGCUGCAUUCUGUGGGGUUGUAGAAGUGAUGGAUGUAACCUUCUGAUCAUUUUAAUUGGCAUCCAGAGCUAAAUGAGCUUCACCUCAGAUCUGUCAGGAGUGAGGAAAGACUCAGCAGUGUUUGCCUGGCAAAUUCAGUUGUCCCAGUCAGGUAAGGCAAAGCUUUUUAGAGUGAGUUUUCUCACUGUUACCCAGAUGGAAGCAAGUUUGAGUGAGGGUGUGAAAGACUCACUCUUAAAUCCCAGUAGAAACUUCUCAUGCCCUUGGCCUCUCAGCAUCUUGAGCAAUUAAAGGUGCAUUUUGGUGGCUGGCCUUGAGAGAUUAAAUUGCCCUGCAGUGUGUCUGGAUUCAGUGAGUCUCACUCCACCAAAACAAUAUCCCUACAUCAACUCAUCCCAGGUAUGAAAAGAGCUGUUGGGAAUUCCAGCUUUAAUAAAAGUGGAUCUGGAUGAACAAUUCCGUUCAGGAACUGGAAGGUGCAACCCUGUGGUUUGUGUAAGGAGGUAUUUCUCUUGGUAAUUUAGGGCUGUUCAAUUCCUGUGAUGGUGAUGAAUUUGCUGUAUAUUGCCUCAGAGGUUUGUUGGGAGAAUCAUCUUUGUGACACCACAGAUGUGCUCUAAUAGAACAGGAGCUUCUUCCCUCUGCCAGCUUUUCCUUGGCCUCUUGCAGAGGAUGCCACUGUUAGUGCCCUUAGACAUCUCUUCAGUGUUCAGUCUGUUCUGUAAUUAAGGAGUUGGAUUUCCAACCAGGUGACUCUGAGAAAUCAGCACACACACAGCCCUUCCAGUGAGCAUCUUCCCCUUGCAGAAAGUGUGUUUGCAGCUUUCUAAGCAAUCAGGAGGCAGGCUUCUCAAAAUCUAAAGGCCAUGCUGAGGUUCAGUGUCUUAGUGCAAAGAUUGCCACCUCUGGUCAUGAAAUCAGCUGUGGAGCUGAUGCUGUUGCAAUCAAGGCAGGGCAGGAGUGUCACUAACAGCAUCUCAGUUCAGGGAGGAAUUUCUCCUGUGCCCUCAGUGUGUCUGUGUAGGUACCUGGCAGAGAACAGGCCAAAAGGGCAGUGUGAAGCUGCUUCACUGCUGGCAGUGUCUGUGGUAAACUACUACAAAAGUACUUGGGGCGAGUUGUAUUUUAGCCAUGGAUUGUGGCCACCAAGCACAAGGGUCAUUAGCCAAAGGGUGUGAAGCAAGCUCCUGCAUUGUGUCUGUCUCCCCUCUGCAGUGUGCUGGUUGGACUUCACAGAUGCUGCUGCCUGGCAGCACAGGAUCAACCUUGGCAAUGCUUCUGAAGCAGAGCAGUUUACCACCUGCUAACUCCAACAUGUACAAGUCUACAUCCACUCUGGAGUUCCUUCCUAGAUCAAGGUGUACAGGGCCUGUCUGUGCAAGGAGGAGUCUUUCACCUUACCUCCUCUUCCAGAUCCAUGUUCACAACUUCCAUGCUUGUUUUCAUGGGUUAGUAGCUGCAGCUGUUAGAAGCUAUAAAGAACUCCAUGUCAAUGCUGCUUUGGCUCCCAGCAGCUUUGCUCUGAGGAUGUGAGCCUAUCUGACACUGCACAUCCACUGCUGGACUGCUUCUUGGUCUGCAAAGCGUCGCAAGGGACUAGGCUAGAGAGGCAGAGAGGCCAGAAAAGGAGACCUGCAUUUACAAGGGAAUCUUCUGUCUGCAGGCAGUGGUUUAAUGUAGUGCAGCAUGGAAUUACCACUUCUGUGCUUGAGGGGGUGGCUGCAAUACUCAUCAAAUGCCAUCUAUCCCCACCAAGGGCAAAGUUCUUUCCUCUCAAUCACUUGACUUAAACUUACAAGGAGUUUUGCAAGAGAACAUUUAAACUUUCUUUUCCUUCCUUCCUAAAGAGUCAAGGGCCUAAGAAAACAGAUUUCCACACCUGGGAUUCUUUUGUGUGUGUGUGUGUGUUUUGCUUUUGUCCAUGUGGUGUACCAACUAAAGCUGUGCUUUUUCCCUUCUUGGAAGGGAAGGAUUCCAAGUAUGCUGGUCCUUAGUAAGCAGCCAUGGUCAAACAGCUGACUUCUCACCUAGGGAAACGAUGUAAAUGAUUAGCUUUACCUUGAUACUCUUGACUUCAAAUCAAAGGGAAAGGUGUACUUCUGAGGGAUGUAAUUAUUUUGCAACAUAGUUUUUGGGGGGUGGGGAGGGAGGGGGAGAAGUCUACUUCAAAGGUUUUUAAGAAGUGACAAAAAUCACAGAUAAAAUAUUUUUCUACAGUCAAACUUUAUAGCAGUUUUCUCAGCAGGGCAGGGGAGGGAGGCUGAGGUACUGUUGCAGCAACUCAGUGCCCUCACACCUCCUUCUAGACCAUCACAACCAGCAUCUGGUAGAUGCUUGGCACUGCUGUCGUAGAACUCCCAAGUGCUAGUAGGAAAAGGAGACAAUAAACUGUACUGAAUCCUUUCAGCUGAUUGUUUUAUUCAGAGUCUGAUCUAGGAAACGUGUUCCAAUCAUGCUUUUAAGGUGUCAAACUGUUCCAGCUGUAACUAGGAACAGCUCUGCUGGGAAGGUCUCGUUGCUUGUACUCCUGUCUCCCGAGGGCAGGUUUUGUACUCUUCAAAAGAAACUGAGAUUUCUACUACGAAUAAACUUUCAAACCUCUUCAA